This is a messenger RNA of Cantharellus anzutake, 1983 nucleotides long. RefSeq lists its product as uncharacterized. Bases 298 to 1560 code for a protein of 420 amino acids. NCBI's taxonomy places the organism in Eukaryota, Fungi, Basidiomycota, Agaricomycetes, Cantharellales, Hydnaceae. The record is from RefSeq and is a predicted model, not a curated record. The transcript has 4 exons.
CUUGCGCCAUUUCGAACAUUCGCAUGUGUGCAUAAGUGAUAGGGGAGAAGGAGCCACAAGCUACAAGAACAACAGGAGUCUUAUCGGGAUCACUAAGUCGCUUGAGUCUGUGCGUGAAGAAUGUGUAGUUGCUCAUUUCUGCGUCGCCAGACAUCGCUGACAGGGUGAUCGGUGAAGGAACAGGGUCGAUUUGCGAAAUGGAUCCAGAUCUGGAAGUUGCCGGGUCACAUCACCUGACGGCUCCCGUGAUAAAACAAUUGUAUUGAUGCCUUUUACCUUACUGCUCACGAUCAUCUCAUGCCUCUGAUUCGUCCCAGAAAAGAGUCGACUGGUACCAAAGAGGCCGAGCCAAAGCUGCCCACUACGCAUGCAUCUCUACUCAGCAGUGUCGUCGACGCCUACACUAAUCUCACGAGGGAUCAGCUCGUCUUAUUUCUGUCGAUAAGGCACCUGCCUGUCGAUGGCUCCUCACUUGAUUUAGCUAAGAGGCUGGCUGAGCAUGAUCUAGAAAGCUACUCUACGUCUCCUGUUGUUCAGUCCUUCCCGGGCCCUCCGGAAGUUGCUCCAGAACACCCUCCACCACCGCCCAUAGCCAAGCCAUCCAAGUUGCCUACGCUCCCUGCUGAACUCCUUGCGGACAUCAUGGACUGUGUGGGUGAUUGGGAACUAGCCAAAGCUGUGGGAACGGUCACAUCCCUCAAAGCACCAAAAGAAUGGGAUCGAGCUUCCUCUGCAGAUCUUUCGGCCCUAGUUGGGAGUACCAAAUUUGACUUCUCGGCCCUAACCGCGACGGGGGCCAACGCGAUCGUCAGACUUUGCUACACCCAUAUCCUCGAUCUUUUGAAGAGUCACGACCCCACCUCGUUCGAUCGGCUCUACGGCGGUAUUCACUCACGACUCAUCCCUUUCCGUGCUUCGUGCUCCGGUCGGACGGAAGUCCUCACAUGGUGGAAGGGGCAGCAUGAAAUACCUAAAGACUACGGAGACGAUUGUAUUGAUGAAGCCUGCCGCCAUGGGCAGAUCGAAGUUCUCGAGUGGUGGAAACGCCAUUCAAGUACACUUCCGCUGCAGUAUACUGAGGCGGCGCUGGAGAAUGCCAGCGCACGAGGCCACAUCCAUGUGCUGGAAUGGUGGAAGCAGUCAGGGUUGUCACUUAAAGUUGGUCGUGUCAUGGACUUAGCAAGCAAGGCUGGUCAGGUGGAGGUAUUGGAUUGGUGGCUCCAUUCAGGUAUCGAAGUCAAUUAUGAUAAUGGAACCCUCGAGCACGCCAGUCGGAACGGACGCCUUAAUGUUUUAACUUGGUGGCUGCAUUCUGGGUAUCAAAUGAUGUACAAUGAAGACGUGUUGAUCGGUGCGACACGCCACAAUCGGCCGGAGGUCCUCCAGUGGUGGUAUGAUAGCGGCCUUCCUAUUCAUUACCGCAUAUGUGAUAUCGAGGAGGCUGUCGAGGAUGCCAUCCGACAAGGCUCCGGGGCGAAGGAGUGGUGGAUGAAGCUAGGAGUGGAUUUCAAUGCGAAUAACAUUGAAUGGGUACAACUUAAGUUAUUGCGUUAUCAAUAACUUCAUCGUGCAGCCUUACAUCCUCGACGUUAGAUGAAAGUCUACCCGUGCGAGUUUAGAUGCCUUAUUUGCUUCUUUCACGUCUGAACUAUUGUCUUCUCAUAUCCUUGUGUCUGUUUCUUUUCAAUCCUCCACGACUCACUAUACCCAUCAUUGCAUGCAUUCACCCAUCCUUGUGCUACGAUUUAUGUGUACUAGCCAUUAGAUCCCCCGUUUCUGUCCGGCUUUUCCUCGCACUCCACAUCGAUUUCCAUCUUGCAGGAGAAUCGGUACGGGUUAAAAUACACGCGUGUUCCCUCAGGGAUUAAACGUCUGUAUUUGAUUGCGCGCUACGACAUUUAGGAUUCCAUCCCUUCCGUCUCUGGGGCCGGUCCACCCCCGCCCUCGGCACGAUCCUUGUCCUGUCGACGAGCCUGUACAAUA